Messenger RNA from Australozyma saopauloensis, 1080 nucleotides. RefSeq names its product ethanolamine-phosphate cytidylyltransferase (gene MUQ1). Gene Ontology annotation, biological process: phosphatidylethanolamine biosynthetic process. Gene Ontology annotation, molecular function: ethanolamine-phosphate cytidylyltransferase activity. Bases 1 to 1080 code for a protein of 359 amino acids. NCBI's taxonomy places the organism in Eukaryota, Fungi, Ascomycota, Pichiomycetes, Serinales, Metschnikowiaceae. The record is from RefSeq and is a predicted model, not a curated record. Gene Ontology annotation, cellular component: cytoplasm. The transcript has a single exon.
AUGCUACAGGCUCGCCAGCUAGGCAAAGAGCUCUAUGUUGGUGUCCAUUCCGAUGAGGAAAUCCUAGAAAAUAAAGGCCCUGUCGUGAUGAAGCUAGAUGAGCGCAUGACUGCGGUCAAUGCUUGUAAAUGGUCGACAGAAGCAAUAGCACGUGCACCGUACGUCACCGAUCCCAAAUUCAUGGAGGAACACGGUUGCAAAUAUGUUGUCCAUGGAGAUGAUAUCACCACUGAUGCCAAUGGUGAAGAUUGCUAUAAAACAGUCAAGGAUAUGGGCCUCUUUGUGGUGGUGAAAAGAACUCCAAACAUCUCUACGACGGACUUGGUAGGACGUAUGCUCUUGAUGAGUAAGACCCAUCACUUCCGUCCGAUUGUAGAUGCUGCGUUGGUCUUGGACCAUGCCCUUUUUGCAGAAGAUGCACUCACACGUUUUGGCAACUAUGCCCUGGACGAGACCGGCAGAGCAAGCCAUUCUGCGGUGUAUGUAAAUGUCGACGCUGCACCUGCGCUCACGUGUGUAAUUGAGGGCAGCGAGAAAGUAAAGACGAUGUUGCAGCGCUCUAUUGUGUAUGUGGAUGGAGGUUUUGAUCUCUUCAACCCGGGUCAGAUUGAAGCUUUGAGACUUGUUAGAGAGGAGGCCAAUCGCACCGGGUCUGCUGUUGUUGUUGGUCUUCACGAUGACAAGACGGUCAACCAGUACAAAGGAUUAAACUAUCCGAUUAUGAAUCUUUUCGAGAGAUCGCUCUGUGUGUUGCAAUGCAAGUAUGUGGACUCUGUAGUAAUUGGCGCUCCAUACGAGCCUUCGAAGCAAUUUUUAAACAAGCUUCCCGGACCGGUGGUGACUAUAUUCCAUGGGCCAACGCCUGUGGAUGAGGGGGUUUACGAUGAAGUGCUGGAUCUCUUGAAGCAGUUGCCGGCGCACAAGUUUGACGACAUGAACACCGAGUUCAUUGUCAAUCGUGUGCUCGAGAACAAAGCAGCUUAUGAGGAGAGACAGAGAAAGAAGGGCUGGAAGGGAGAGAUUGAGAAAAAGAUUCGGGAUGAGGAGCUUCUUCGUGCUGCCAAACUCAAGAAACAGUGA